AUGAGUAAAACUUCGAGCAAGUGGUCUGAUCUAGUUCACAAACAUACUCGAUCAUUAUCGCGGACAUUUGAAAGACUUUCAUUUCUACAUCGAGAAGAACCUGAAUCAUCACUCUCAUCGUCUUUACCCGCAAAUUUCGUUAUGCAACAGUGUUUAUCGAAAUGCGAACCAGAUGUAUCUGUAGAUACAUUCAUCUCACCUAAAGCUUUAGAACCUUGUAAAUACUGUUUCGAACAAGUUACAUCGCCGGUAAUCGCCGAUGUUUUCAAUACAACUCGUGAGCGAUUAUGCAGUGACCCCGUCAAUGUACCUAAUCCAUCAAUACAACAAGGACAACAACAAUCACAUUCGACCGGAUAUGGAUCUAUGUUUGGAAACGAACUUUCACCAGCGACUGAUUAUUGGACAAUAGGUAUGAAUGACUCAACACCACAUUCAUCAGUAACACAAGAAGAUGAAGAUCAAUCAAUUUAUGAUGGUAGUUCAAUUACGGAUGGUGGUGACGAAGAAUCCAACGAUGAAGAUGCCAGCGUUGCGACCGACGAUGACGACGACGAUACAUUUGAAGUACUAUCAUUCAAUGCACCACCUGAAAGUACACUUUACAUAAAAGAAUUUCCACAUACAACGUCGGCUAGUCAAAAUCAUGCGUGUGCUUGCUGUAAUGAACUUUUUUCUUCGAUAUCAAAUUUGCCACCACGCCGCUGUUAUUAUUAUGGGAAUCUAUAUUGUUCUCGGUGUCAUAUUGCAGAAUAUGCAUGUAUACCAGCAAAGCUGAUUAAAACAUUCGAUACGCGUCUUUAUCCAGUAUGUCGUCGAGCUAAAUCGAUCCUGCAAGUGAAUAUAUAUCAACCAGUCUUUGAUAUUCAUCAUGAUAAUGAAAGUUUAUAUACAUCUGUGUCAUUAUUAGCGGAUGUAAAAACAAUUCGUAUACAAUUUCAUCAUUAUUAUGCAUACUUAUCGACAUGUCCACGAAUCGAAAAUGAGUUUCAAGAGAAAUUUUUCAAAGAAUUCUAUGCACGAGAUUAUCUUUACCAAAGUGUGCAUCUGUAUUCAGUCGAUGACCUUCUGUCAUUGAAAAAAAUUCUACAUAUUCUAACAAACGCCAGUAUCAAAGCACGGCAACAUAUCAAUCAUUGUGAAAUAUGUCGCGAGAAAGGUUUUACAUGUGAAAUAUGUAAAAACCGAGCUGAUAUACUUUAUCCAUUUGACGAGGCGAAAAACAUCGGUCGAUGUGAUCGAUGCUCGAAUUUAUACCAUCGACAAUGUUGGCAACACAUCGAUCAUGAUUGUCCGAAAUGUUAUCGACUGGUUCAACGACAGUAUUUACAAGAAAUGGUAUAA
Adineta ricciae is the source of this 1344-nucleotide messenger RNA. Lineage: Eukaryota; Metazoa; Rotifera; Eurotatoria; Adinetida; Adinetidae. The record is from the annotation of a GenBank genome assembly.